AAGAUAGAGCUAAGAGCCGCAAAUUCAUGGAGCCCUAGCCUUACAGUUAGCUCACAGAUGAUGUCCCAAAUGCGAAAGGAUAGUCGGGGACGACGGAUAUGGCGGCGAAGGAGAUUGACUAAAAAGGAUGAAUACUUGCCGUUCAAGAUGGAGCGGGUACCUUUCCUGGAGGAGCAAGUUCGGAUUAUAAAGGAGCAGGGGAAACUGUUGACAUUGGAUAUAUACAAGUUGUUGUUAUCAGAGGACAAUCAGUUUGAUUUUGUGAAUGAGAUAGCAGCUGAGGCAAAUGAAUAUGUUGAGAACAAUGUAGAUGAGUAUGGAGGUGAGAAGAAGGCCAUUCUUCAUGUUCUGAGCAACAGAAUGAACGAUAUGGGGUUUCCCCGACCAGAUGCAUAUGCCGAGUCUGAUCCCUUCAAGCCCGGGCCUGAUUAUUUGAAACAAGAGUUCACAUGAGUUCAAAUCAAAUGUUACGCCGAUAUCUUAAAGUAGGUUUGAAAAAUCAAACUUUUGCUUCACUUGCAUAGUUGAUGUUAGUCUAUGUUGGCUGUAGUUAUUUGUAUGUGUACAAUUAAAAGCUAUCUUGAAAGUAUAUUUAAAAAAGAAUGACUGUAUUGUGCAAUUACACCAUUGUUCUA
This is a messenger RNA of Arachis duranensis, 635 nucleotides long. Its product is annotated as protein PLASTID TRANSCRIPTIONALLY ACTIVE 7. Gene Ontology annotation, cellular component: plastid-encoded plastid RNA polymerase complex. Gene Ontology annotation, biological process: plastid transcription. The record is from RefSeq and is a predicted model, not a curated record. Lineage: Eukaryota; Viridiplantae; Streptophyta; Magnoliopsida; Fabales; Fabaceae.